GAGGGAGGAAAACUUCUUCCUGGCCUGGGCUCUGGGGCCCAUCUGUUUGCCAACCCUCCAAUCCCGCCUACCGGUGCCCGGCAUUUCCCCACCCCCAGCCCCACACCCCCCCAGUGUCCGCCAUGGCCAAAGCCUACGACCACCUCUUCAAGUUGCUGCUGAUCGGAGACUCGGGGGUGGGCAAGACUUGUCUGAUCAUUCGCUUUGCAGAGGACAACUUCAACAACACUUACAUCUCCACCAUCGGAAUUGACUUCAAGAUCCGAACUGUAGACAUAGAGGGGAAGAAGAUCAAACUGCAAGUCUGGGACACUGCUGGUCAAGAGCGAUUCAAGACGAUAACAACCGCCUAUUAUCGUGGAGCCAUGGGUAUUAUCCUAGUAUACGACAUCACCGAUGAGAAAUCCUUCGAGAACAUUCAGAACUGGAUGAAGAGCAUCAAAAAGAAUGCCUCGGCUGGAGUGGAACGCCUCUUGCUGGGGAACAAGUGUGACAUGGAAGCCAAGAGGAAAGUGCAGAAGGAGCAGGCCAAUAAGUUGGCACGGGAGCAUGGAAUCAGGUUUUUCGAGACAAGCGCCAAAUCCAGCGUGAAUGUGGAUGAGGCCUUCAGUUCCCUCGCCCGGGACAUCUUGUUCAAGUCCGGAGGCCGGAGAUCGGGAAACAGCAACAAGCCCUCCAGCACUGACCUGAAAACAUGUGACAGGAAGAACACCAACAAGUGCUCCCUGGGCUGAGGCCCUGCCUGCCUCCCCACCCUGAGCCCGGAGGCUGGACCUGAGGGAGGCAGGGGUGAGGGGCUGGGCAGCGGAGAAACAGCUGAUGGGGCUUGGGGGGUAAAUGGGUAGAUGGCAGGGAGAAUGAGGAGAAAAUGGAGAAGAAAAAAAGGAAGGGGAGAGAAGGAAAAGAGGUAGACUAGAGAGAGAAAGAAAAACAGGGAGAAAGGAGGGAAGAAUGAGGAAGUGAAAGAAGGUAAGAAGGAGGUAGGAAGAGAGGGAGGAGGGAAGGCUAGAUGGCUCCAGACCAGACUGCCCUGGGUUUCCAGGGCAAACCUAAAUGUAAAUAUAUUGAUUUAUUCUGUUUCUGAAUCAGGUUUUAGGGUCUUGUGAGUGGCUGGCCCUGUACCACCCUAUGAAGGUUUGGUCCUAUCCUGUCACUCUGCAUGGUCUUUCUCAGUAUUAAAGGCCAGUAUUUGCACAAA
Molecule: messenger RNA, 1198 nt
Organism: Loxodonta africana (African savanna elephant)
Lineage: Eukaryota; Metazoa; Chordata; Mammalia; Proboscidea; Elephantidae
Gene: RAB13
Product: RAB13, member RAS oncogene family
Exons: 8
Coding region: 123-734 (203 amino acids)
Biological process (GO): endocytic recycling; Golgi vesicle fusion to target membrane; protein secretion
Cellular component (GO): synaptic vesicle; endosome; plasma membrane
Molecular function (GO): GTPase activity; GTP binding
Source: RefSeq, a predicted model, not a curated record